Messenger RNA from Boleophthalmus pectinirostris (great blue-spotted mudskipper), 1134 nucleotides. RefSeq names its product prokineticin receptor 1b (gene prokr1b). The transcript has 2 exons. Gene Ontology annotation, cellular component: membrane. The record is from RefSeq and is a predicted model, not a curated record. Lineage: Eukaryota; Metazoa; Chordata; Actinopteri; Gobiiformes; Gobiidae. Gene Ontology annotation, biological process: neuropeptide signaling pathway. Gene Ontology annotation, molecular function: neuropeptide receptor activity. The coding region runs from base 1 to 1134 and encodes 377 amino acids.
AUGGGGGAUUCAAGAGGCAACAACACAACCGGAGUGCUCAGUAUCCCGGCAACAACCCUGGACCACUACUUGGACAGCUAUGAGAUGGACUACGGUGUGCCCCCAGAGGAGAUUCCAGACACUUCGCAGGGUCAGGCCUUCUUUGUGGCCACCAUCGUGAUCGGGGUGGUCCUGGUUUGCAUUAUGCUUGUCUGCGGACUGGGGAAUUUCCUCUUCAUUGCCACGUUGACGAGAUACAAAAAGCUGCGCAACCUCACCAAUUUGCUGAUCGCCAACCUGGCCAUUUCGGACUUUAUCGUGGCUGUGGUCUGCUGUCCCUUCCUCGUGGACUAUUAUGUGGUGAAGAAGCUCUCCUGGGACCACGGGCUCGUCAUGUGUGCGUCUGUGAACUACCUACGCACAGUGUCUUUGUAUGUGUCUACCAAUGCCCUGCUGGCCAUCGCUGUGGACAGGUACAUGGCCAUUGUCCACCCUCUGAGACCACGUAUGAAGUAUCAAACAGCUUACGUCGUCAUAACAGGAGUCUGGUUUGUCCCUGUCUUGAUCUCCGCUCCUUCUGCUUACUUUGCAUCCCAAACAACUUAUGGCCCCAAAAUCUUCUGUGCUCAGAUCUGGCCAGUGGAGAAGCAAGUCUACUACCGAUCUUACUUCAUGUUCAUUUUCGCCGUGGAAUUCAUUGGCCCAGUUAUCAUCAUGAUGCUGUGCUAUGUUAGAAUAUCGCGCGAGCUGUGGUUCAAGAGCGUUCCUGGAUUCCAGACGGAGCAGAUCCGGAAGAGGUUGCGAUGUCGCCGGAAAACCGUAAUGGUGCUUAUCGCGAUUCUGACGUUGUAUAUCCUCUGUUGGGCCCCGUAUUACGCCUACACAAUUCUGCGCGAUUUCCACCCCACAAUCAUAACUCGCCAGAAGAAUUCACUCGUGGCCUUCUACAUCAUCGAAUGCAUCGCCAUGAGCAACAGCAUGAUUAAUACGUUUUGCUUCGUUAGCGUCAAAAACAACACGGUGAAGUAUCUGAAGAAGAUCGUGCUCAUGCGUUGGAGGUCCACCUACGCUCCCAAUAAGACCGUAGAUGAGAUGGAUAUGAGGACUUUUUCCGUGCCCAUAACAGAGGAAAUCGAAUGCAUCCACUUAAGGUGA